Stereum hirsutum FP-91666 SS1 is the source of this 4481-nucleotide messenger RNA. RefSeq lists its product as uncharacterized. Bases 200 to 4153 code for a protein of 1317 amino acids. Lineage: Eukaryota; Fungi; Basidiomycota; Agaricomycetes; Russulales; Stereaceae. The transcript has 6 exons. Gene Ontology annotation, molecular function: DNA binding. The record is from RefSeq and is a predicted model, not a curated record.
ACCACUCGACCCCCUCCUCGUCGUCUGCGGCAGCGACAAGCCCACCUUCCCGUUGUCCCCAACAGCGACAAAGAGCAGCUACCAACCGCCGUCGUCGCCCUCCUCGUAGCAGCCGCCUCUCGCGGCCGUCUCGUUCGACGACUCGGACUCUCGACACCCUCAUCUACCCCCCUCUCUCCUGCGGCCCCCCUCCUCCACCAUGGACGAUCGCAUGCAGAGCGCAUACAACAUGCUCCCCCCAAAUUUUGCUCCUCCGGGCCUUCACCCUCAGCAGUCCCAGCAGCAGCAGCAGCAACCGCAGAUGGACGGACAAGCUUCCGUUGGCGGUCUCACGAACCCAGAGCACAGCAGGAUGUGGACGCAGAUGCAUCAGCACUACAUGAAGAACAACAUGGGAAAUGACCAGAUGAACAAUGUACCCGUCAACCAGGUUACUGACAUGCUUCGGGCCCAGCAAAUGGCGCGUCAGCAAAUGGGCCAAUCUCAACCCAACGGCCAGCAACAGUUUCCUCCCCUCAACGGUGGCCUGCAGCCUACACAUCAGGGAUUCGAUCCGUCGCAUACUCAACAGGCGCCCCAGAAUUUCGCUGGGGGCAGUACGCCGCUCAACAGCAUGCAGCGUAUACAGGCAGCGUUUCAAGCCACUCGGAACCAGCCCGCCCCGAAUGCGAACAACUACAUGCAGGCGCUUAACGGAGCUAACCCUUCUGUCAUGUCUCGCCAGCUCGAGCUGAUGGGCCUCGCUCAUAACCAGCAACCACAAAACGGUCUAACCAAUAAUCCCGCGCAACGGACGAACCAGCAGUCUCUCCAUCCUCCCCCGCACAAUAUGGGCGGUCAGCCUAUCGCCUCAUCAUCGGCCGGGUUUCCUUCCUCCCAGGCGCCUCGUAUGUCCCCUAUCCCUCCAAACGCUCAGGUUGGUCCGUCAGCAAUGCUCCCAAAGCAGCAGAUGGGCAUCCCCGGAGUGGACACGUCGGGCCCGGCGACUGCAAGGCAACUGCUUACGACCUACCAGACCCUAAAGGGUAAUUUGCAGACCGAGGAGCAGAAGAGGAUAGCGAUCGAGAAUUCUAACCAGUCGGAGGCUAUAAAGCACCAGCAGAAGACAGCAUCGAUUCAACGAAUGGAAGGGCUCAAACGGCACCUCCAACUAGUCACCAACAGGCUGACCCAGAUGAAGAAGGAGCAAGGUGCCAUGGCUAGCAAUGUGGUCCCGCCGCCUAAGCUCUUAGCGAAUGGGCGUACCAAUCCUGCUUUCCUGGCGUAUGUGGGACAACGACCGGAUUUGUUCACGAAACCUGGUCAACCUAGCCCCUCCCUUCGCAAUCAAUCUAUCCCGGCGCAGGAUGCCGCCCCUCAGCGGCAAAUACCCACGCCCAACCAGUCGAUGUUGUCUGCGCCUCAACCUUCCCCCAAUCUCAUGCGCAUGUCACCGCAUCUACCCUCAGGGACUCCUCAGCUCCAAGCGAACGUGCAGCAGCGGCAAAACGGUGGCGCCCCUCCACAGCAACCUCAGGCUGUGCCUCAAGUCCCCGGACCCGUGUCCGAAGCCAAAUUCGCCCCCCUUUGGCAGCAUGUCGCCGCUGAGCAUGGUCUUCAGCUCAACGAGCGCUGGAUGAGCUUCGACGGUCGUCAGAUAAGCCUACAUAAGCUACAUACCAUCGUAUUCACUAUGGGUGGCUACAAUAACGUCACGAAUAAUGACCUUUGGUCCGUCGUCGGCGGUCGCCUUGGCUUUGUACAAUUUCCUGGAGGCGAUCAUGGCCCGGAUCGCUGUGGGCCUGCCGCCGCUCAGCACCUUCAACAACUCUACCAGCAAUUCCUGGUCCCGUUCGACCAACGGUAUAUCAAGUUGUUCCUGGACCUUCGUAAGAAGACAGCUAUGGCGCAGAGUCAAGCCGCUCUCGGCCAGCAGUCUCAACCUUCUCAACUUCAAACGAACGCACCGAACCAGUCGCAGCCGGGACAAGUCCAGAUAUAUCCGUUCCAGACUAACGAGGUUAUGAUGAAGAAUAUGCUCCAAAAGGGGCAUCAGCCGUUUUUGGAGUUCCUUUACAAGCUUCUCCACACCUCUGAGGCGGAACUGCGACAGCAAGGCCAUCCGGAGAUUUUCAUCAACUGGUUCGAGCAACAUCGCGAUAUGAUCCGUCGUCAGUACCAGACUACGGAGGAUUUCCGUAACGGUCUCGGUGCGAAGACUCUCCCUCCGGCCAUGGGCGGUGGACCUUCCAUGAUGCAGCCCUCCAUGAACGGACAGCGUCAGGCCCCGCCUCCUUCCAUCCCCGGCCAGCAGCAGCAGCUGUCCCAGCUUCAGCUCCACCAACAGCAGCAGCAACAACAACAGCAACGGUUCAACGCCAUGAACGGGAACAUGCAGCAGCUCGCAUCGGCCGGACAAGGCUCCUCUCAGCCAAACCCCGCGCAGCAGAAUCUCCUCAACAUGCAAAUGGCGAUGAACAACCUGAACGGACAGCAGCAAUCGCAGAUCAUGGGUAGACAGAUGGGUCCGAACGGCAUGAUGAACGGUGGGCAGCCGCCGAUGCAUCCUCAACAUCUCCAGGGUCGUCCGCCACAGCAGGGCGGGCCACCGACCGCGCAACCGCGUCGACCAAUACAGCGUCCCUCUCCUGAUCAGCUCCAAAACGCCGACAAGGUUAUCAAGGAGCUUCAGCAGCAAUGGAUGAUAUCGCAACGUGGCGGCGCUAACUUUGCCUACAUCAACGUUCCCGAGCACCAGCGCACGCAGUAUAAUGAGGCCCUUGGUCGUCUAUCAACUGCGGUCAAGGAUUUCGAGCACAAGAUGCCUAUGUAUUUCGCCAUCUCGCAGAGCCUCGAGCAGAUCAAGAAGCUCGUUAUCAUCACUCUGUCGACAAAGUUUCAGGAGCACCAGUGCAGUCAGAACAGUAAUCGCUACAUCGUCGACCUUGACACGCUCCGUAGCAUGCUCUCUACUAUCCAGAACGCCAACAAUGGCUUCAUGCAGAUGGUGACCGCUAUCUCUGUAAUGGAAGCCCAGCAGCGCAACGCCGCCGGAGGUGGUCCUCCUCCACAACACGGAAUGCACGCCCUGUCGCCUAUGCCACCGCACCAGCAACCGCCGCUACCUCAACGGUCUCCUGCGCCGCGCCCCAUUCCUGCUCAACCUACCCGGAAGCCGUCUCAGACUUUUCCGCCUGGUCUCACGCCUGUCGUUUCCAGCGCUACCCCUCCCCAGUCGGCUGUGACGCCGAGCGCCCAGGCGGUCACGCCCUCCAUGGCGGCGGCCUCGCCUCAGACGCCCAAGUCGCCGAAGACCAAGGCUGCACCGAAAAAGACGCGUCGCAAGGCGACUAAAGCUGCAGCGCCAUCUCCUGCAGAGACGUCCACGGCUGCUGCGGCUACUCCUGCUACGCCCGCCACACCUGCGGAUGUCAAGGUCAGCGCGAAACGUGCUAGGGAGGACGAAGGCCCAUCGGCAGGAGAGGCGAGCACUUCGGCACCGUCUCCGAAGAGAGUCAAGGCCGAUACGGAUGGUCCGCCCAGUGACACCCAGGCGCAAAGGGAGAAGGACGCCGAGAACGCUGCGAGCGGGUCAGACGAGGAUUUGAUCGCGUUCCUCGAGAACAUCACGCAGUAUACGAAUACGACCAACCCAGAGGGCUCGCAAGCAUCCGUGGGCAGCUCUGAAUUGGGCGAUGUGCUCAACGAACUUCUCAAGGCUUAUCCAUCUACUGACGUCGAGGCGAAUGGCGAGGGCUCUUCGUCGAGUGCACUUGGUGGCUUGGAGCUGGAUGGGCCACAUCCACUCUCGCCACCGUCUAGUCAGCUACCCGACCCUGAUCCAUUUGCAGAAUACUUUGAUCUUUCCUCCUUCGACGACGUCAGCGUGUCCAAGGCGCCGACGCCUGAUCUCGUUCAGACUUCGUCGACGAACCCUAGUCCUGAGUCAGGUUCUGAGGCGGACGCCGCUGGCCACUUGACCGCCAUGCAUCACAUUGGGAACGCAUCGCCACACAUCGCGGCUGUUGGCCUCGACGAUAGCGAGGAGGACCCUCUGCGUCUGGGUAUCUGGAAGGAGAUCGACGGCGGUGAGGCUGCAUUUUAUCAGGCUAGUGGAUGGAAGUGGGACGCACCCAUGCCGACGUCGGAGCACCCAUGGGCAAUUUCUUCAUAGAGGACGCUUUAUGUUUCCUUUUCGCUGUCGCAUUCUCUUUUCCUUUUCCUCUUUCUUUUUCAUCUAUGUAUUCCGGCUCUCGUACCCUUUGUCGUUUGUCGCUUCGCUUCUCUCCCCCGGUCUCUUCCGUUUUGAAUUAUUAUAUGGUAUAUUUGUAGUUGGUCAUGGAUCUACGCCGAUUCUCUUACUCAUCUCAUUUUCUUUCUUCUCAUUUCUUCCCUUUUUUCACGCCUCAAUUUUGUCUGCUUGCCACCCCCAUCCCCCGCACCGCUUCUCCUUCUCUACCGCCGAUCUCGCGUCGCUGUUCCCCUUUUUUGAUUAUUAUUUU